This is a messenger RNA of Neospora caninum, 870 nucleotides long. RefSeq lists its product as hypothetical. Gene Ontology annotation, biological process: cilium organization. Gene Ontology annotation, cellular component: motile cilium; cytoplasm. Bases 1 to 870 code for a protein of 289 amino acids. The record is from RefSeq and is a predicted model, not a curated record. The transcript has 4 exons. NCBI's taxonomy places the organism in Eukaryota, Apicomplexa, Conoidasida, Eucoccidiorida, Sarcocystidae.
AUGGCGGAAGGCGCCGUUGGCCCCAGCGCCACGAAAAGCGCUGCAGUUCAGCUGACUCCCGUCGAGGCUUUUCGGGCUUGUGUGCUCUUAGACGAGGCACUGAGGCAGCUCAGUUUCGUGAGUAAACUGGUGCCCGCUGGACACACGGCAAAAAGAGAUGAACUGUCUCUGUCCAAGGGCGACGAGAUUGUGCGCAUGAUUCAAGAACAGAGUUCUCUGCAGGAAAAAUUUAAGGAGUUGACCGACAGGAAGCAAAAGCUGAGAGGCUUGAGCAACAUCGAAAAACUGAAGAGAGCGGAAACCGAGCUUGAGGAAGUUUCCCAGAAGUUGCGGGAGGCGAAUAAAGAGCUUUGCCGGAAUUUGAAACAAAACCCAAAUAUUCAAGAGAACGCCGUCAAAUUGCAGCUGGAGAGACAGAAAGUUGAGGAAUGGUAUGCUGGCGUACGAGACGAGCUGCAGGAGGCUUACACCUUCAAGUCCCUGCAGGACAGAGUGGCUACAGAGAAGCAUCAACAAGAAAAACUCAACGAGGUAAAGAAGAGAACCAGGGAGUCGGCGCAAGCAGUACGACUUCUUGAGGCGGAGUUGAAGAAGGAAACGGCAGAGUACGAGAGGGAGAUGAAACAGACAAAUGCAGAGAUCUCCACGUUGAAAGAGGAGCUCCAGCAGAACCGGCUGAAGUCAUCUCUCAAGUUGUCUUUCGAAGAGAAGCAGCUGGCGGCUCAGGAACAAGCGUUGCUGCGUGUUUUCCAUCAAAAAGAAAUCGAGCUUCAACGGCAACUUGCGAAAGAGCAAAGCGAGGCUGAUCUCGAAGACUUUGCACACACGGAGAUUCUCAAAUUUUCGCGGGAAUACAUUCAGAACGUAUGA